This is a messenger RNA of Kuraishia capsulata CBS 1993, 267 nucleotides long. RefSeq lists its product as uncharacterized. The coding region runs from base 1 to 267 and encodes 88 amino acids. The transcript has a single exon. The record is from RefSeq and is a predicted model, not a curated record. Gene Ontology annotation, molecular function: 2 iron, 2 sulfur cluster binding. Gene Ontology annotation, cellular component: nucleus; cytosol. Lineage: Eukaryota; Fungi; Ascomycota; Pichiomycetes; Pichiales; Pichiaceae. Gene Ontology annotation, biological process: intracellular iron ion homeostasis.
AUGUCUGGUACGUUGACCACGCAGUCACUGGAACAGCUGAUCAGGGAAAGGCUAGGAGCAUCGAUUGUCCAGGUUCAGGACAUGUCGGGGGGAUGUGGCCAGGCAUUCGCCGUUAUCAUCGUGAGCGAUCUUUUCCAGGGCAAGAACAAGCUAAUGCGCCACAGAAUGGUGAAUACGGCAUUAAGGGAUGAAAUCUCGCAGAUCCAUGCAUUCACACAAAAGGGUUUCACGAGUUCGGAAUGGGAAGAACAAAAGAGGCAGUACUGA